Molecule: messenger RNA, 2611 nt
Organism: Amphibalanus amphitrite
Lineage: Eukaryota; Metazoa; Arthropoda; Thecostraca; Balanomorpha; Balanidae
Product: protein SPT2 homolog
Exons: 8
Coding region: 44-1822 (592 amino acids)
Biological process (GO): regulation of DNA-templated transcription; nucleosome assembly
Cellular component (GO): nucleolus
Molecular function (GO): histone binding; DNA binding
Source: RefSeq, a predicted model, not a curated record
UAUUCCUGUGAUAUUUAUGACACGCUAAGCAAAGCCAAUCAAGAUGGAUUUUGGCUAUCUUCUGGAGAUUGCAAAGCAAAAUGAGGAUGCCUCAAGGGAUUUGGCUAAACAAAAGCGAUUUUCAACUGAACUUUCUAAACCAAAAAAGCUUGAGAAGUCAAAAGUCAAGUCUGGCAAUAUCCAGAGAUUCCUCGCCCAAAGGGAGGCUGAAGAGAAGAAGAAGCAGGAGGAAGAGAGGAAGAAGAAAGAGACACUGCUGCACCUGCGCAGCGAGCAGAAGGGCGCCAAACGGCGGGUGAGCGCCAUGCUAAACCGCACCAAAGGCGCCAACCGCUCCGUACUGGAGGACGCUAAGGACAAGUACAACACGGCUGCCACCAUCGACGGUGCUUACCAGCCAGACGAGGAUGACUAUGGAUACGAGUCUAAGACGGCCACGGACAUGUACAGCAAGCUGCUGCAGCAGUACGAGAAGAUGCCUGACAAGGAGUACCUCAAACAGAAGAAGAAGACGAAGGCAAACGCGGAGCGCAGUCUCGACCUGGCCGCCACCAAGGCGCGCGUGAAGCAGUCCCUGGAUAACCAGGAGGAGGAAGAGCGUAACAUGAAGGGCCACCGGCGGCGGCGGAAGCACGGCGAGUCCUCGACAGCAACAGAGACAGCCGCGCGGACCGCCUCGCCCACCGCCGGCCGCGCCGCCGACGACAGCGGGGGCGGAGGAAAGAAGAAGAAGGCGCCUCCGGUGCGUCGCGGAGGCGCCCCUCCGCCGCCCGGUCUCGACUUCCACUCGAUCCUGGCGCUGGCGGCCGAGAAGCAACAUCAGCCGAUCGUGGUACCGGAGAAGCCGGCUGCUGACCCGGAGCAGCGGCCCCUUACCGCCCGCGAGAAGGCCGACCUGGAGGCCAGCCGGCAGCGCGAGCUGCGCAAACAGGGCAAACUGCCGCCGGCCAAACACAAGGACUACAACGACCUCCUGCCGCCGGAGAAGCCCCGCCGCGGUUCAAAGAUACCCAAGAAGGAGGUGAAGUCUGAGGCGGUGGUGAGGGAGGAACCGGAACCGGAGCCGCGGCCCGGUCCGUCCGGCGCGCGGCCCGCCGAGAAACCCCGGCACAAGGACAGCCCGUCCCGACCGCCGGCGGCUGACGUACAGCGCAAACCGGCGCCGGAGGUGCGCCGGAGAGCGGCCUCACCACCGGACCCGCGGCGGCCCGGCCUGGCGCCGCCGUCCACCUCCAAACGGAAAUCGUCCCCGCCGCCGCCGCCGUCAGCCAAAAAACACGCGCCGGAGGCCAAAAAGAAACCAGCGAUGGACGUGAAACCGAAGCAGUUCCCUCCUGCUGAUCUCAAACCGAAGCAGUUCCCUCCUGCUGACAUGAAGAGGAAGCAGUUCCCGCCGGCGGAUGUAAAGCGGAAGCAGUUCCCGCCGGCCGACCUGCAGCCGAAGCAGUUCCCGCCGGCGGACAUGAAGAAGCGUCGUUUCAACCCGGCCAACCUCAGCCGACAGCCGGCCAGACACAACCGUAUCGAGUCGGACGACUCGGAGUACGACUCCGAGAUGGACGACUUUAUCGACGACGGUCCGCAAGGAGACGAGAACGAUUAUUCGUCGGCCAUCAAACAGAUCUUCGGCUACGACAAGAGCAAGUACCGGGAUAUUGACGAGGACGACUCAGAUAUGGAGGCCGACUUCAGCACUCUGAUGAGCGAGGAGGCCCGCUCGGCCCGUCUGGCCGCGGAGGAGGACGAGCAAGAGUUCCGAAAGGAAAUGGAACACAAAAAGCGCAAAAUGGCCAUGAAGAAACGUGCCAUGAUGGGACGCUAGUCGGUCGGUAGCUGGAAGCGACCCAGGUCGCUGGUUGGUCAUGAAGGGGCUUCCAGAGUAUGCUGUUGAGUGGGUUUGCUGGGAAUGGUAGCCCUCCGUCCAGUUUGGAGGGUGAGCGAGGAGCAUGGAGAGGAAAGGAAAGGGUCCAACCCAGCGCCCGGCGGAUGGAUGGCGGAGACGAGUCCCUGGAUGGAUGUCAGCGCACCUUCCGCAUCCGAUUCCGUACAAACUGACUGGUACGAGCACCAGUGGAGCUGUGGCGUCCGGAGUCAGUGAUUGUCUUGAGGGUGUAAAGAAAGUAUAUGAAGACAGCGAUAUGAAAACAAGAGACCAUUUGCUAUUGAAAGCUUUCACGUACCGAUACUUACAGAUGAACCUGAGUACGAGUUGGCGCUAGGCUGACUGAUUAACUUAAGUAGGCACCUCAGUUUGUUUGCUUAUGAUUGUUUACUAACCCGCAUGAAGUUAUGGUGUGGUUUUGUGCGUGAAUUGACACUGCGCGGGAUGGAGUUUUGAUUAGUCCUCUUUCUGAUGCAAGGGCGCGUGUUUCACGUAUGCCUAACGAAAACGCUAUCCCGUUGUGAUGCAUGCAGAUGCUACAGAGAAUCUAAUGCCAGCCCUUUGCUUUGGGUUGGUAAGGUAAGGCGCAGGCCAUCCUAACCCGAAACCCAUCGCGAUGAGUUUCACUUAUUUAUUUUACGUGUUCAGUGUUGAUGACUGCAGCGCAGUUGUCCCAAGAUAUGACGUCUUCCAAGACAGUUAGUGUUUUGUAUAUUUUUGUACCGCCGU